This is a messenger RNA of Onychomys torridus (southern grasshopper mouse), 1207 nucleotides long. It is a transcript of the gene Spns3, whose product is annotated as sphingolipid transporter 3 (putative). Gene Ontology annotation, molecular function: transporter activity. Lineage: Eukaryota; Metazoa; Chordata; Mammalia; Rodentia; Cricetidae. The record is from RefSeq and is a predicted model, not a curated record. The coding region runs from base 1 to 999 and encodes 332 amino acids. Gene Ontology annotation, cellular component: membrane. The transcript has 9 exons.
AUGGCUGGGCAGUGGGGGGUAGAUAGUGAGAUUCAUGUCCUGUGGGCAGGGGUGCCAGGAGAGGAUGACAAGGUUGGACUGAUCAUGCCCUGCUUGGAUGCUGUGGCCUUAGUUCUGCUCAUCCUGCUGGUUCCAGACCUACCCAGAGGAGCAGCUGAGAAACAGGAAGACAUGGCUGUGGGGGCUCCGAGGAGCAGCUGGUGUGAGGACGUCAGAUACUUGGGGAGAAACUGGAGUUUCGUGUUUUCAACCCUUGGAGUGACAGCCAUUGCUUCUGUGACUGGAGCGCUGGGCUUCUGGGCACCCAAGUUUUUGUUCGAAGCUCGAGUGGUCCACGGCCUACAGCUUCCCUGCUUCCAGGAGCAGUGUGGCAGCCAGGACAGCCUGAUUUUUGGGGCACUGACUGUCGCAACUGGCAUUAUUGGUGUCAUCCUGGGGGCAGAAGCCUCAAGAAGGUACAAGAAGGUGAACCCCAGGGCCGAACCCCUCAUCUGUGCCUCUAGUCUGUUUGCCACAGCCCCCUGCCUCUACCUGGCACUCAUCUUGGCCUCAAGGACCCUCCUGGCUUCCUAUGUGUUCCUGGCCCUCGGGGAGCUCCUUCUGUCUUGCAACUGGGCAGUGGUUGCUGACAUCCUGUUGUCGGUAGUGGUGCCUAGGUGCCGGGGCACAGCAGAGGCGCUCCAGAUCACCGUGGCCCACAUCCUGGGAGAUGCUGGCAGCCCCUACCUCACUGGACUUAUCUCCAGUGUCCUGCAGGCUGGGCGCCCAAACUCCUACCUGCAACGCUUCCUCAGCCUGCAACACAGCUUCCUGUGCUGUACCUUCAUCAUUGUGCUGGGUGGUGGCUGCUUCCUACUGACUGCACUGCACCUGGAAAGAGACCAGGCCCGAGCCAGGCAGUCUGGCAAAGGAAUUCUGGACAGCAAGGACAUAGCCAGCAGGAACACCGAGAGCCAAGGCCUGCUCUCCGGCACCAGCACCCUAGCAGAGGAGCCCUGAGCCCAUCUUGCAGUGAGCAGGCUCCAUCCUACCCACGUCCUCCUGGUGGCCCCACCCAUCUUGGCUAUGACUCAGGGACUCCAGCUAAGCUACACUUGCCACUUGCCCAGUCCCUGCUAGGGAGCUGCCAGGGCCCAGGAGCUGGCUAGAUUGACUUGUCACCACCCUCCAGGGAGGCUGGGCCCUGUGUCUGCACCCAGCAGGGAGG